Messenger RNA from Hibiscus syriacus, 1731 nucleotides. RefSeq names its product F-box protein At5g46170-like. The record is from RefSeq and is a predicted model, not a curated record. The transcript is spliced from 2 exons. The coding region runs from base 131 to 1321 and encodes 396 amino acids. Gene Ontology annotation, molecular function: protein binding. NCBI's taxonomy places the organism in Eukaryota, Viridiplantae, Streptophyta, Magnoliopsida, Malvales, Malvaceae.
GUAAAGACUAAAAGCGCGGAAGUAUCUCCUCCCUCCGUUUGCUUCCUUCCAUCUUUGCCUUCAAAAUAAGCAGCUCCAUCCCCUUUACUCUCCAUUCAUUCCCUCCCCAAGAAGAUAACAGAGGGGGGAAAUGUCUUGGGCUCGUCCGGAUCCGGUCCAAAGAAUCCACCCGCCACCAAUCGACCAGUUCGACCGUCUGCCUGACUCUCUUCUUCUUUUAAUCUUCAACAAGAUCGGCGACGUUAAAGCUCUCGGCCGCUGCUGCGUUGUCUCCCGUCGUUUCCAUUCCCUCGUCCCUCAAGUCGAAAACGUCUUCGUCCGUGUCGAUUGUGUCAUCUCCGACGACGAUUGUUCCCCGUCUUCUUCCUCCGACAAAUCACGUGCCGCUGGUCCUUUCUUGAACCUCUUCCGUCUCGUUUUUGGAGGCAUUGUUAAACCACUUCAAGCUUUGGGUCAAUUCCUCGGCCCGAAACGGUCCAUUCUCAACGAAAUCCUUAACAGCCAUUCCUCUUCCUCUCUAUCUGUCGGUCCCGGCGGUGCUGAUGACGGGGAAAUGGACCAAGGUGGGGUUACCCAUCAUUCUCCUACACAAGUACUUAGAAAUUUCAACGAGAUUCGUUUCCUCCGAAUCGAAUUGCCCAGCGGCGAGUUAGGGAUUGAUGAUGGAGUUCUUUUGAAAUGGAGAGCAGAUUUCGGAUCAACCCUUGAUAACUGCGUCAUCCUCGGAGCUGCCUCUGUUAUUAACAACGUGCGUAUGCAAGUAUCGGAAUUUGGCAACGAUGGGUUUUGCAGCUACAAUAACAUUACCGGCGGUUCAAAUGUUGGAAUCGGUGAUGAUAAUGGGAGUAUUCCGGAGUCCUUUUAUACUAACGGAGGCUUGAAACUAAGGGUUGUUUGGACGAUUAGUUCGUUAAUCGCAGCAUCAGCAAGGCAUUAUUUGCUUCAACCGAUAAUUGCAGAGCAUAAGACUCUGGAUAGAUUGGUUUUAACCGAUGCAGACGGACAAGGGGUGCUUCGUAUGAACAGGGAUCAGCUUGAGGAGUUGAGAGUGAAGCCAUUAUCUGCUUCCUCGGCUUCUAAAAGGACGCAGGUUCCGGCGUUGAAUAUGAGGCUCUGGUAUGCUCCUUAUUUGGAAUUGCCUAACGGGGUUGUUUUAAAAGGUGCUACUUUGGUUGCUAUUAGGCCUAGUGAACAAUCUGCUUCGAAAAAAGAGGUCUCAGAUACUUCUUGGUUAUCAACUGCUUUCGAAGAGCCUUAUGGGACUGCGGCAAAGAUUCUGAUCAAGAGAAGGACGUACUGCUUGGAGAUGAACUCCUUUUGAUGCCUGCUUCCUCACUUGCAAUGGAGAGUAGCAAUGCACAAUGGUCAAGGGUAAGGGAUAGCAUGCUUUCGAAAAGCUGAUGAUCAAACAACAAAUUUGUUUUGUGUUGUAGCUUAGUCUCGGUGCUGCAUCCUUUGAAAGCAAUCCAUGAAUGUUGGUAAGAAUAAUGCACCGCAAGCUAUUCGACUUUUGAGCUUCAACUGAUAGCCAUAUGCACCUGCUGGUUUUUUUUUAUUUCAGGCAUAUGCUUGUUAGAGUGCACACCUAUGACUAGAUUGAUGUUGUAAGAACUUCCAAUUUGUAGUCCUUUAAUCCCUCUUAUAUGUGAAUAUUAUAGGUACGAAGAUGUCAUCCUUUAUGUCAUAUUCUUAUCAACUUCAUCAAGAAAUGUAGUUUGCGCUUAUCUUUCA